Xiphias gladius (swordfish) is the source of this 5626-nucleotide messenger RNA. RefSeq names its product FYVE, RhoGEF and PH domain containing 6 (gene fgd6). Gene Ontology annotation, cellular component: cytoplasm. Gene Ontology annotation, molecular function: guanyl-nucleotide exchange factor activity; metal ion binding. The coding region runs from base 263 to 4141 and encodes 1292 amino acids. The record is from RefSeq and is a predicted model, not a curated record. The transcript is spliced from 21 exons. NCBI's taxonomy places the organism in Eukaryota, Metazoa, Chordata, Actinopteri, Istiophoriformes, Xiphiidae.
GCCCCUUUGUCGCGUCGUACUUGACGCUGUUGGGAAAAGCACCGUGGCCGAAAACUUCGGGAAAAUGGAAAAAGUAAGAGGCGUAAAGACUUUAUCCGUGCGUCCGCUGGAGAGAUAAGGAACAACAGCGAUGGAUCUGCACGUUUUCUCCCCGGAGCGCGGUUCGAACUGACAAUGGUGUCGAAGGAGGGAAAAACGCAGAUUUCCCCACGGUUCCAUUGAAAGUAAAUUUACUCAUGGAGAAAGGAGCAAGUCGGGAGUCAUGAGCACAGGUGUGAAGAAGCCUCCAUUAGCUCCCAAACCUAAACUCCCUGCUACCACCAAACCCUCUCCCCCGCCCAUCGCCCCCAAACCAGGAGUCCCCCCCCAGUCUUCGCUGGUUUCUCAGCCCUCCCCUGCCACAAGGACAAAACCGGCCGUUGCCCCCAAACCAUGCAUCCCCAAAUCCACCGCCUCUUCUUCCCCUGUUUCCCCCCCAACACCCAAACCCAGUGGAUCCCUCAUCCUAUCUCAGGAACAGCAGGAAGCUUUAGACGAUAGCCUCUCACUUCUCAACUCCAAAAAUGGGAUUUUAUCAGAGUCUAGAAAACGUGAAUCGGACUACAUCAUUCCCACCUGCUCCUGUGGGCUCCAGGACUGUUCCCAGUGCCAGCGCCUCGACAACGGAAGUGCAACUGAGACCGGGAGCGAUUUGCACAAAGAGCUGUUGCAGAAUGGGAUUUCUACAGACGGGUUCACAGGGACGAGGCCACAAGAGAAAGCAGAAAACUGGGAGGAUGGAGUAGCUGUAGAGAAGGGCGAAGGUGGAAGGAUUAGCAGAAAGCCCAGGGAUAAACCUCAAAGACAGAAACACCUGGACAGGGGAUUGGUAAGCAAAGAGGCAAAGAGGACGGGGGAGCAGAAGGGGAAAGCUUCAGAGGCCGUAAAACAUCAGGAAAGUGCGGAGCCUGAUGUUUUAAAAGUGGAUGUACAGACUCAGGCCCAAAACGCAGACUUAAGAGACUCCAAACCAGCCUGUGAUGUUGCGGGCAGCAUCAUUGUCUUCUCAAGUAUAACUCCUUAUGAGAUAUCGGCAGAAUCCUUUCAGGUAGAAUACAGUGAGCCUAUCAGCAGAGCCUCUCCUAGCAGGUUACACCCCGAUCUGCAGGUCCCCGCCGCCCCCAGCAAGCCUCUCCCGGUCCCUCACCCACGUAAACUUAAAAAGCCGGCCCUGGUGAGGCAGGACGGCGUGGAGGGCAGUGCCCAGGAUCAGGUGGCGGAGGAACAAAAGCGGGGGCUCGAGAUGCGAGAGGCUGAGGCGAAACUGAGUCUGGCCUUUCUGUCUCUCAGUUCAGAGGUCGAGGAGCUCAAACAGGACACAAGUGAUGACCAUUUACCCCAAAAAGACUCAGGUAUGGGAGACGAAGAGCCAGACGCGCCCGUCCCCCCUCCUCGACAGACCUCCCUCUCACCUCGCCUCCACAGGUCAGUCUACACACCCCCUUCUCUUAACAGAAACACCUCCCAUUCCUUAGACCUGCUCUCACAUCCUGACUCGAUGAGCCACAAAAGAGAGGGCGAGGAGCGCCGGGUGGAUGAGGAUGACGAGGACGGGUACGGUGACUUCGAGCGGUACCCGAUCACUCACAGCCUCCCCAAACAGAUCAAACUGGGCUGCCAGCCUCGGGCCAACGCGAGGAAAGCCCUCUCUGCCGAGGAUCAGCCGUCGCCGAGGGCGCCGCCCAGAAAACCUCAAAGACACAGCCUGCCAGCAUCCCCUCCGCCCUCCAUCUGCCCUCCUGCACCCCCACAUGCUAAUACCCCCAUGAGGGAGCUGCCUGCGCCUCCUCCGGAGAAAACAGCCUGGCGCUUCACCCGACCCUGCGUGACCUUCUUCAGCCGGCAGAUGCCCACGAGGAGCAGCGUGCCGCCAAAGAGCCGAGCUCCGGCGCUGGGGGGCAAGCAGAGGGCGCAGUCUUUCUCUGCAGCCGACCUGGCAACCCGGGCAAACUCUCAAAAGAGAAGCCUCUCUUUCCGGAAGCUGCUGGAGCUCAGGCUGUCUGUCAAGAUGCUGCCAAAGCUGCUGGCCAAAGGAGGCCAGUCCCUGGACUGUACCAGUGUGGAGUCAAACCGGGGGGAGAGAAGCCUGGAGCGGCCCAAAAGCUGCGCAGGGGAGGCUGAUAUCUGUGGAGUAGGUGGAGAGGGAUCAGUGGAGUAUGAGAACGUUCCUCUGUAUGAGGAGAUCCCGGAGUAUAUGAACCUGCCGUUUCACAGUGCCAGACUGGGGUGGCCAAAUGACCCCGAUGCAGCGGAUUCAGACAUCUACGAAGUGCAGGACCCUUAUCACAGAUGCCAGGACCAUGAAUACGAGAGCGGCUGGCUGAGUCAGGACGUCCACUCUGAGGAGGAGGAGAUCCACAGUUCAGAUGAAGAGGACAACAGCUCCACCUCCAGCAAGGAGCACCUGGACGAGGCAGACAGACAGCAAGAGGAUGAGAUGAAGAGGAAGAAGGUGGUGCACAUCGCCCAGGAGAUUAUGAGCUCGGAGAAAGUGUUUGUGGACGUCUUGAAGCUUCUUCACAUCGACUUUCGGGAUGCUGUUGCCAAGGCAACCCGUCAGAAUGGGAAGCCGGUGGUGGACGAGCGGAUCCUCAGUCAGAUCCUGUAUUACCUUCCACAGCUCUACCAGCUCAACAGGGACCUGCUGAGAGAGCUGGAGGAGAGAGUGGCACACUGGAGCGAUCACCAGCGACUGUCGGACAUUUUUGUCCAGAAGGGUCCUUACCUGAAGAUGUACUCCACCUACAUCCGUCAGUUCGACAACAACGUGGCCCUGCUAGACGAACAGUGCAGGAAAAACCCCGCGUUCGCCGCUGUCGUCCGAGAGUUUGAGAUGAGUCCGAGAUGUGCCAGCCUGGCUCUGAAACACUACCUGCUGAAACCAGUGCAGCGAAUCCCUCAGUACCAGCUGCUGCUCACAGAUUAUCUGAAGAACCUCCCAGAGGACUCCGAGGAUUAUAAAGACACACAAGCCGCCCUCAGCAUAGUGAAGGAAGUGGCCAACCAUGCUAAUGACAUUAUGAAACAAGGGGACAACUUUCAGAAGCUGAUGCAGAUUCAGUACAGUCUCAACGGUCACCACGAGAUCGUUCAGCCAGGCAGGGUGUUUCUGAAGGAGGGCACUCUAAUGAAACUGUCCAGGAAAGUCAUGCAGCCGCGGAUGUUUUUUCUGUUUAAUGAUGCACUCAUGUACACCACUCCGGUCCAGUCUGGCCAGUAUAAACUCAACAGCGUCCUCUCUCUGGCUGGAAUGAAGGUGAGUAAGCCCAGCCAGGAGGCCUAUCAGAACGAGCUGAACAUUGAAAGCGUUGAACGCUCUUUCAUCCUGUCUGCCAGCUCGGCUACAGAGAGAGACGAGUGGCUGGAGGCCAUUGCCAGGGCCAUAGACGACUACACAAAGAAGAAAAUAACCUUCAUAUCAAGUCGCAGUCAGGAGGAGGCUGAGGGUGUCGUUGACAGCGGGGCCCCGUUAGGUUCAAAGGCCCCCAUCUGGAUCCCAGACCUGAGGGCCACCAUGUGCAUGAUCUGUACCUGUGAGUUCACCCUCACCUGGAGGAGGCAUCACUGUCGCGCCUGCGGAAAGGUGGUGUGUCAGGCAUGCUCUGCUAAUAAGUACUACCUGGAGUACUUGAAGAACCAGCCAGCUCGUGUGUGUGAUCACUGCUUUGCCAAGCUGCAGGAGAAUAGUGACCGCUGUGCCUCAACAUCAGUUUCUCCCAUCAAAUCUGGAGCUUUCUCCUUCACCAGAAAACAGAAGAAGAUUCCUGCUGCACUGAAAGAAGUAUCUGCCAACACAGAGAACUCUUCCAUGAGCGGCUACUUAAACAGAUCGAAAGGCAACAAGAAGCAGUGGAAGAGGCUGUGGUUUGUCAUUAAGAAUAAAGUCCUGUACACCUACGCCGCCAGCGAGGAUGUUGCAGCAUUGGAGAGUCAGCCAUUGCUGGGUUUCUUCCUGAGAGAGGAGAAGAACGGGCCGGCUCAGAAGCUGCAGUUCAAACUCUACCACAAAAACACGCUGUUUUACAUCUUUAAAGCUGACGAUAUCCCCACCGCACAGAGAUGGAUCGAGGCCUUCCAAGAGGCAAUGAUUCUUGAACAGUAAUCACGUUUUUAAGCCGUGACGCCAUAUCACAGCGCCGGAGCCAGUUGAUAGACAACUUACGACCCCUGAUUGAACUCUGGUCAGGGGUCACCAGCUCAGGAAGGACUCCGGUCGGACUGUUUACUUUAAACAGAAACCCACUGCCGAACACCACAGACUGUGGAAAACAGACUGCUUUUCCCCUCAAAGAACUGGAAUCUGUUUCUCUAAAAAUAAAAAAUAUGUAUAUUUCCUUGCAACAACGGCUACUGAUGCCCAGCGCCGCUGGCUGAGGUUAGAGCUAAUAGCGAGUUACAGCUGUGGGUCAAAGGUCAAGUCCAGAAGCACGUGUGUGGAAGUGAGACCAAACAGUUGUCAGGGCCAUUUAAAGCCCUCAGAAAUCCUAGGGAGUCUGAAGUCUGGGGAUUUUUUUUUUUUUUAAAUGCAAACAGAUGAAGGAAUCACCCUGUGUGAAGCAAAAUAUAUAGUGUCUGCCUUCAUUCAAACACGUUGAUAUCGGCUACACUUGUCAUAAUGAUGAAAACCUGCAGCAGUUUAAGCAAACAAUCUAAAGUUAACGACACACAAAAACACACUCGCGCACACACACACACACACACACCUCAUGUGUUUGAUGUUUGAUCUGAAUCAUGGAUGCAAAGUUUAAUCAUGUAACAAGGUGGGAUUUUACUGUGAAAAUUAGGCUUGAAGUUAAUAUUCUGCUCUUUAGUCUGAUCUCUGGUUAAGAGAUUUUCAGAUUUAAAAUACCAACCAUUGAAAUCAUUGGAUUCAAAAGAAACAACAUCCUGGAGAAAACUGGAAAUAUCAUGAAUAAUGUAGAUAUUUUUCUUACAGUUAAAAUGUUUUUUUUGCCUGUUUUGCCACAUUAGAAAUGGUUAAUGGAUAAAACUGUGUAUAUGGACAUAAAAGAGCAGCAUUGACCUUUUUUUAUAUCAAAGCCAAGAGCUAAUAUUUAUAAGAUAGGAAGAUUUAUUGUUUGAAAAGCACAGGCUGCCACUUAUUUUGGGAGUCAGGGUUUGUUAGAAAAUAUGUUUCCAUCAAAACCAUUAUUUUUUAAGAGCGCUGCUUAAGGAAAAGGGGCUUUUUAAUGAGCAAAUGCUGUGGAACCAAUGCAUGAACGAUAUUUGUAAGGAAACGCUCGAAAGAAAGAGAACUUUUUGAAUUUUGAUGCUUGUUUUUGCGGACAUUGUGCCUUACAUCUCUGGUUUCGAGGUAAAUUGCAAUAACGUAGGUGCUCUGUUUGAAAUUCUUCACUAAACAAGGACAAAUUUAAGUAUCCAGUUCUCGUGACUACACACUUUCUAGCCAGGGUACUCGGGGCUUGUAGUUUUAAAAACAGUCUUGUGUCAGGUGUUUCUCUUCUCGGUUAGGUUGCCAUGUGUUGCACUACUCCAUCAUGGCAAAUUAGUUGAUUCCGCAGUAAAAUAAGCCCAAUUCCUAUUUUUUUAUAGUGGAGAAAAUAAAACUGUUAAUACUGUCAUUAGA